Molecule: messenger RNA, 4396 nt
Organism: Mycetomoellerius zeteki
Lineage: Eukaryota; Metazoa; Arthropoda; Insecta; Hymenoptera; Formicidae
Gene: Gbeta13F
Product: guanine nucleotide-binding protein subunit beta-1
Exons: 7
Coding region: 1274-2296 (340 amino acids)
Biological process (GO): signal transduction
Molecular function (GO): protein binding
Source: RefSeq, a predicted model, not a curated record
GUCCUCCCGGCCGACCUUCUCUCGAAACCACGUCCUUCCUUGGGUGUGGUUCGGGAUCGUCGAGACGUCGUUUCUCAAUCGUCGACAAGUCGUGGAACUCGCGUUUCAAGCCGCUAAUCGGAUUUCCUUCGUCUUGAAGUCGCGGCCUGCGAAUGACGCUCGUUCUUCUGCAUUCGUGAUUUAUGUGCUCGCCAUAGGAACAAGAACGAUUGUGCAGUGCGAACGGACGAGUCGAACAAGUGCAAAGAGUGUACGGAUAGGAGAGGGAGAGAGAGAGAAUCAGAAAGAUUAACGAAGAGCGGGGUGAGAGCAACGACGACGUUCAUCGAUUCGUAUCGCGCUCUCACGGUUGCGUGCGAAACGCGACGGAAAAAGCGAGAGCCCCUCUCGCUGACGUACGUGCGUGUAUACAUGUACCUCCGCAGUGUCCGCAAAACCCGCAGUUCCGAGCAGUAUCGGGAAAGGAACUGGAAGUGAAACCGCGGCGCUAGCCCAAAGUUCCAAAGUUCUCCGUAUCGGAGAGAAGAAUUUCGCACACACACACACGAUUCGCGUGUUGACGGGCGCAACCUGGCGGUAACGAGCGACAAGGCUUCUGACUGGGUUGUACGUCGUCUGCUUCGACCUGGUGGUGGAGGCGGCGGUGGUGGUGGUAGUGGUGGCGGCGGCAGCAGCGGUUCUUUUACAAGAGGUUAUGUUGCUGCGGCUUCGAUGACGCUCCUCUGACAGCAGUGGCGGUGACGGUGGGACGGAGCAAGGGUGGCAACGGUCUCGUUGGGCAGUGUUGAAGUUGGCGCGAAGGGCAGAGAGGUCAGCUGUGAUCUGGCUUUGGUUGCGGUGGUAGCAGCGGAAGCGGAAGCCGCUGCAGUAUCGAAGACAGGGGGUGAGGAGGUGGGGCCGGGUGAGGCUGGUAGUAGUCCCGACUUUGCUAGGCGAAGACACAAAUUUUAUCCUUAUCCUCAUUUUCAUUCAUCUCCUUUUCCUUUACUUGUCACCUUGCCUUACGAGAGUAGUAAAUUCAGGGACGUUUGCCACUGGCCACCGGAAACGCUGUCGACGGCGUGACACCGGCUUUGCAGUUAGCCUUACUCCUCUCACAGAGAGUAGGCGUCGUAGACAGGAGCUACCGUCAUCCGUCAUUAUCGUAGAAAUUCUGAGCCCUCCUCGACGAGAGGUGGGAGCUCCAUCAAGCCCCUCUCGCACGCGCGACAUCCCAGUAUCUUGUACCCGUUAACGGGUGCUUAUAAGGCACGCGCGUCAUCUGCCAGACAUCAUGAACGAGCUUGAUAGCCUUCGUCAAGAAGCGGAGACGCUGAAAAAUGCCAUUCGGGAUGCCAGGAAAGCAGCAUGCGACACGACCUUGGCCCAGGCCACAUCAGGCAUGGAACCUAUCGGUCGCAUACAAAUGCGAACGAGACGUACGCUUCGUGGUCACUUAGCUAAAAUUUAUGCAAUGCACUGGGGAAGUGACUCGAGGAAUCUAGUCUCUGCAUCGCAAGAUGGCAAACUAAUCGUUUGGGAUAGUUACACUACCAAUAAGGUUCACGCAAUCCCAUUACGGUCAUCAUGGGUAAUGACUUGUGCGUACGCGCCCUCGGGUAGUUACGUGGCAUGCGGCGGAUUGGACAAUAUCUGUUCCAUCUAUAGUCUUAAAACUAGGGAAGGGAAUGUUCGAGUGAGCAGAGAACUUCCGGGUCAUACUGGGUAUUUAUCCUGCUGUCGAUUUUACGACGACAACCAAAUCGUUACCAGUUCCGGUGAUAUGUCUUGUGCUUUAUGGGACAUCGAAACUGGUCAGCAAUGUACUUCGUUCAUCGGGCAUACUGGCGAUGUGAUGUCUCUGUCGUUGGCGCCGGAUACACGCACCUUCGUGUCCGGUGCGUGCGACGCCAGCGCGAAGUUAUGGGACAUUCGUGAAGGCUCCUGUAAGCAGACCUUCCCGGGUCAUGAGAGUGACAUAAAUGCCGUCACGUUCUUCCCGAAUGGAUACGCUUUCGCGACGGGCUCAGACGACGCGACCUGCAGACUUUUCGACAUUAGGGCGGAUCAGGAGCUCGCGAUGUAUAGUCACGACAAUAUCAUUUGUGGUAUUACCAGCGUAGCUUUCAGCAGGAGCGGUAGAUUAUUGCUGGCGGGCUAUGAUGAUUUCAAUUGCAACGUUUGGGAUUCUAUGAAGACGGAGCGAGCUGGAAUUCUCGCUGGGCAUGACAAUCGCGUGUCUUGUCUCGGCGUGACGGAAGACGGAAUGGCGGUGGCGACGGGCUCCUGGGAUUCGUUCCUACGCAUUUGGAACUAACUUGGGGCUGUCCCAAGGACGUUCCUUCAAAGAACCAACUACAGUCAACCAAUUUACAGCAUAAGAAUCAAGUACCACCAUCUGACCACCGAGCAAGUCGGCGUGCCAGCAGCCACGACACUGGCAAACAAUUCGCCAGGUUCACCGGAGUUGACGCUGAUCAGAAACUUUGGAUACCGGAUUAGUAGCAGUAGCAGCAGCAACGGCAGUAGUAACAGCAACAAUAACAAUUACGAGCGUAUGAAGACCCAUGAUAACAGCGACAACAGCAAUGGCGGUGAUUUCAAGAACGUUUUGGGUUAUGGUGGUAAAAAAGAUUCCCACGGCAAGCGCAUCGUAGUUGACUUGACCUGGCGACGCAGUAAAGUCGGCGACAAGGACCACGAAUAUCAACGCUUCUAAGAAUUCUCGAGUUAGAUCAAAUACCAAGAUACAUUGCAGAAAAAGAGCGCGCGGCGAAGGAUGAGGCGUAAAAACGAAGAACAAGCGCCAACAACAAGGUCGACAGUUAACAACUCUGCGGCAUUGGGCGCAGACUUUCUUUUUAUCCUUCCCUUUUUCAAGGACUUUCUUCGCGAACCUUCGAGAUGCACGUGCUAGUUCACAACUUGAUAGUUCUUUUCCCACGGAGGCACUCCCAAUCGAGGAUUCCGAAGUUCGAAGGACGGACGACAAUCUCGCGCCGACGAUCGUCGAGAGAUUUCCAUCUCGAACCAAGGUUCAAGCGUUCACUGCCGAGGAAACGCUGUUAAUAUUUGCACCGGCGAUUAGCUACGAAUUACUUUUCCCAUGCGCAAAAUAAGAUUUUAUCGAGCAUGAUACGACAUGUAAUCGUAAUAAUGCGUCGCGACUCGGAGAUGAGAGACAAGCACAGUCAAGCUCAUAAUCCUAGUAAUGUUGCGUUCGAGUUUAUACGGCGCACAUUGAACGCACAUGUGUAUCGAUGGAGAUUCACAACGCGAAUGCCGUACACUUGCACGCGAAAACGGAGGAGCGGUGCGGAUCCAGCAGCCUCGAGACACAUCCAAGUCACACAUAACUCGUCACGCGAGCUUUGCCCUCGUUCAUGAGCACCGUCAAACGGAAGAGAGAGAGGAAAAGAGAGAGAGAGAGAGAGAAGCAUGAAAUGAGAUGAUCAUUUUUCUUAUCAUGAUAAAAUACGCCGACUUUGCACCACUACAAUUAUUACUAUUAUUACUAUUACCAGCACCACAACCCUCUCGAUUGAUUAAAUGUAUCGUUAUUUAUUUUGUAUAGAUUUCUGCCAUAAGCCGUUCUGCUACAUUUUUUGCGAGUAUGAGAGCGACUAAACACUUUGUAAAAGAGAUUGAGAGAGAGAGAGAGAGAGAGAGAGAGAGAGCUGUGAGAGCGUGAAAAUGAGAGCCAGAGACGCGCGGCCAAAUGUCAAUAAAAAAAAAUAAAAUAAAAAAACGCGCGGAUAAAUAAAAUGAGUGCUGAACAUAGAACUGGAACAUAGUUGCUCCUUUGAUAAAUAUUCGAUUCAUCGGGACGUUGACGUUCAUGGAAGAAUGCGAGAGGAGCAAUAUACUAAAGUUCGAGAGAGAGGGGGGAGGGAGGGGGAGAGAGAGAGAGAGAGAGUUUCAUUUGUUUGCAUCGCGACUGCGUUAUGAUUGAAAUACGAAAAUACGGGCCAGCAUGAAGUGUCGAGUUCGUUUAAUGUAAUGUGUAAUCGUUUAGUUCAUAGUGUCCAUACCUUAACCUCCUCUCCCCGCCCUUUGUCCAAUUAUCUCUAAUUACGGCAACGGCGAGAAGGAGAAGAAUUAAUCCCUGACUAUUGUCUCGGCGGUAUCUCUUCCCCACUGUCGAUUAAACGCCAAUAAAUCCUCGUGCACGAGGCAGGCACGUGCUCUCGAUCGAAAGAGUCGUGCUAAAAGUACCUUUGAAAUAGGACCCAAAGAAUCCCAGGUUAAUAGAAAAGGCCGCGAAAUUUUCUUUUCCUUAUUAUUACCUUUUUAAUACUUCGUUCUUAUUCACAUUUUGUUUAUCACGGCUUUUUUUUGUAAACAUGUAAGUACGUAAUUGUAUUUUUUCGAUAGCUUUUUUUUAUAACUUUCAUCUCCUGUCUAUAUCCCUCUUUUU